UCAUCAUUCAGCGACAACAUUGACUUCGCUUCCACAAUCCUGAUGUCAUACUUUUGCUUUUCUAUGAGCAGAAAUAAUUUAAAAUGUGCUUGAAAUCAGUUUAUUAUUAAGUUUUAUAACUUAGUUCCGGAUUUUGAACAUUUACCAAGAAUUUAUUUAACAUAAAAGCUCCCAGGACUUUACUUAGUAAUCGUAAACAAAUGCUCGUGGUGUUCUCUGAUGUUUAGGUAUGCCCAAACUUUUUGAUAUAAAGUUUCCAGGAGAAUGUAAGACUCUUCCAGAAGGUUUCUGGUCAGCAAUAGACGUAUGGAUAAAGAAACCUCAUGUUAUUAACAAGCGUCUUUGCGGCGUUAAAGAGACAGAGAGUAGAGAUUUGGACAGAGAUGGGCUACAGCUCCUACUGGACGAUGCUGAACUGUUCCAGGAUGCCAUGUUGUUCCUCUCCAGCGGGGUUUUACCUGCACAGACGCGUGAACAGGACAAACCUUGGUCAUUUAGCGUGAGAACUGUUAUUCCUAAAGUGAACUGUUAUGGAACAAACCAGCAAAAGGAAGUCAUACUGAAAGGCUUUGACAAACAACAAGUGACUUUUCUACCAUUUGAGGAGAAUGCAGAGGGAAAAGUGUCUUUUAAGAAGGGCAACAUUUAUAAGAUUCUCCUCUGCAGUCAUGGCUGUGAAGAAUGGGCUUUGGAGCUGCAUUUGCUGACUCUGGACGCGUGGUUCUUUGAUGGCGUCGCUUAUGCUAAGCUGCCCUGGCUGUCCUCAGAUCUUCUACCUAAAUUGGUGCGCUGGGCCACUGAGUGCAAGAGCAGUGAGUUCAGGAGCACCUUGUCUCUGCUGCCAGUGGAGAAGUACAGCCUCAUGUACCAGCAACUGAAGGAGAAGUACAAGGCUAUGGUGAAGGUUUGGCCUGAGGUUACGGAUCCUGAGAAAUUUGUGUAUGAGGAUGUUGCGAUUGCUACAUAUCUCCUGGUGCUGUGGGCUGAGGAGAGAGCAGAAAGAGGUUUGACUGCCAUACAGUCCUUUGUGGACCUGGGCUGUGGAAAUGGCCUCCUAGUUCACAUACUGACCAAUGAAGGGCACCCGGGAAAGGGCAUUGACGUCCGCAGGAGGAGGAUCUGGGACAUGUACGGCCCUCAGACUGUGCUUGAGGAAAAAGCAAUUACUCCCAGUGAGAGCUUCUUAUUCCCGGGUACAGACUGGCUGAUUGGGAACCACUCGGACGAGCUCACACCGUGGAUCCCUGUUAUAGCAGCCAGGUCAUCUUACUGCUGCCGUUACUUUGUCCUCCCCUGCUGUUUCUUUGACUUCUAUGGCAAGUACCAGAGACGCCAGUGUAAGAAAUCUCAGUAUAGAGAAUACCUCGACUUCAUCAGUGAGGUCAGCCAAGUCUGUGGCUUCAACACUGAGGAAGACUGCUUGAGAAUACCAUCAACUAAACGGGUGUGUCUGGUGGGAAAGUCCAGGAACUAUGAGCUGCCUGACGAGGUUGAGUUAGAGCAACAAAGAGCUCGAUACAUUCAGAGCCACCAGACGUUUCCUGGGGUCACAGUUCAAAGGCCAGACGUUGGAGUUGAUGGGGACUGUUGCCAUGGGAACUCAGACUGUGAUGGCACUUCUGGGAGCACAUGGGGAGCCGGGUUCCAGCCCAGAGAGCGGGUUGAAACGGUUAGAAACUGCGCCGCUCUCCCGAGGGAUUUUGUCGACAGAGUUGUCCUGCAGGUCGCUGAUGUUCUACUGGGAAUGACUGGUGGAGGGACCUGCGGUGACUGGAACCAAGGAGGCAGCCUUUCCGUGAACGAGGUUGCUGGAAUGUUGGAGCAGGAAACUCUGCAGCUCCUGAAGAAAGAGUGCGGAGGCCUUCAGACUCUUCUAAAGAACAACCAUCAAGUCUUUCGAGAUAAUAUCUAUACAUUAUUCUAUGAGAAGGAGGAUUAAGCCACUGCAGAUUAUCAACAAUAAGGUUUUUUCUUAACUUUUGGCUUAGAUUAAGGCGCAGGUUAUGUUCCUGUGGUUUAAGACGUCUUCCAAAUGUCCUGUUUCUGUGUCUGUAGUCAAAUUGGCUGCAUAGUGCUGUCCUCUUUCCUGAAGAGUCUCUCCAGGUUUCCCAGCAAAAAUGAGGCAGGCAGUGAGUUCUGGGGAGCAGUGAUUGUAUUAGUCAUGUUGCUUCCAGAAGAUAGUGACUUAGAAAGCUUAAGAAAGCCCUGAUAGUUUGUUUUAAUGCAGUGUCUGAAUACAGGUUUUAUGGAUCGUUUCCUGGAGUGAAAAGUUUAUAUCAGCUCAACCUGUUUUCUAAUCUGAAAGACCAACAUGUAAUUUUCUUUAAGUUGCUCUAUUUUACACUAAAGAAAAUAAUAUUAUGUACCCUGCUUUUGUCUUGUUAAACAUUGUUAUUAUUUCUCAUUAUUUCUCAGCCUCGGCAUUGAGCUAUUUUGUUCUAUUAUCGUCUUCUGGAUGCAGAAAACAGACUAUUUGCCUCUGGGAUCCUGGCUUUACUCUGAAGCUGUUGGAAAAUAUUUAUUUGAAGCUUUUGUGAGGACUUGAAGGAUUUUAUAUCUCCCUGUA
Messenger RNA from Melanotaenia boesemani (Boeseman's rainbowfish), 2566 nucleotides. RefSeq names its product tRNA methyltransferase 44 homolog (gene trmt44). Gene Ontology annotation, biological process: tRNA methylation. The transcript has 11 exons. The coding region runs from base 230 to 1939 and encodes 569 amino acids. Gene Ontology annotation, molecular function: tRNA (uridine) methyltransferase activity; metal ion binding. NCBI's taxonomy places the organism in Eukaryota, Metazoa, Chordata, Actinopteri, Atheriniformes, Melanotaeniidae. The record is from RefSeq and is a predicted model, not a curated record.